Messenger RNA from Thamnophis sirtalis, 4914 nucleotides. The record is from RefSeq and is a predicted model, not a curated record. NCBI's taxonomy places the organism in Eukaryota, Metazoa, Chordata, Lepidosauria, Squamata, Natricidae.
UCUCAGCCUGGCAGAGUAAGAAGAACAUAGUUGAUACAAAAAAUAUCAAGGCCUUUGGUGGGGGGGGAAAGCUGUCCCAUUUUCCCAUUGAAAUAUAAAUGAAGAAAGGUGAUUGCCUGCCUGCCUGUCUACUUUUAUCUUGCUUAACUGAUGUGUGUAACAGUAUAGUCCUUUGCAACAAUGGCUUUUGUUUUGAGAGUUGUCGAUGGAUUGAUAAGCAGGCGUCAUAUAGGUUAAAUAUUUUUAAUUGUAUGAUUGGGUUAUUCUUUUCUCUGACUUUAAUAAUUGUGCGGUAUUUAGCCAGUUCGGUUUUAUUUAAUAAAUAAGUCAUCCUAGCAAGCUAAUAGUAAGUGCACAGAAACUUGGUCCAAGUAAAUAUGUUGUAUUCACUCUUGAGUGCUCUUGAGUUCCUUUUUUUCCCUUUUUUUCUUUUUGCUCUGUUAAUAAAAUACUAAUGUUAUAAUCUCCUCUCCAGAUUAGCUUGGAGCUGGAAUUCUUGCUGGUUUAGGCUGCAGCCAUGAGAUACUCAGUACUUCUGAAAGGAACGCUGUAUUCAAGAUGGUGACCUCAAUUCCAUUGACAGAAUGAGAUAUCUGGAGAUGAAACAGAAUGUUUACCCUUGCAGAAGUUGCAUCUCUGAAUGACAUACAGCCAACUUACCGAAUUCUGAAACCAUGGUGGGAUGUAUUUAUGGAUUAUCUGGCAGUUGUAAUGCUAAUGGUUGCCAUCUUUGCUGGAACCAUGCAGUUGACCAAAGAUCAGGUGGUUUGUUUGCCUGUGUUACAGUCUGCUGUAAGUGCGAAAAUGCAACCCAGCUCCUUGGGAAGUGCCAAAGCUACAAAUAUGCCAGAGUCCGAAACUAUUCAGGACAAAGACAAACAGGCAUCCAUGGCUGUAUCUCUUGACACGACACCUGUCACUACGCCUGAUGUACGUACAACUGACUAUCCCCCAUUACACUCAACUGCUGCAAGUCAGGAAGCAAAGAAGGAACAGAAAGAUUUCCUGGGCCGUAAGACUAACUUGGAUUAUCAGCAAUAUGUUUUCAUUAACCAGAUGUGUUAUCAUGUGGCUCUUCCUUGGUAUUCAAAGUACUUUCCCUACCUAGCUCUUAUACACACAAUUAUUUUGAUGGUCAGUAGCAAUUUUUGGUUUAAAUACCCCAAAACCUGCUCAAAAAUUGAGCAUUUUGUCUCUAUUUUAGGAAAAUGCUUUGAAUCCCCUUGGACUACAAAAGCGUUGUCUGAAACGGCAUGUGAGGACUCUGAGGAGAAUAAACAGAGACUAACUGGAGCCCAAUCCCUGCCAAAGCAUGUCUCAACUAGUAGUGAUGAAGGAAGUCCAAAUGCCAGUACCCCCAUGAUAAACAAGACUGGUUUCAAGUUUUCAGCAGAAAAGCCAGUUAUUGAAGUCCCGGGUAUGACCAUUUUGGACAAAAAAGAUGGAGAGCAAGCCAAAGCACUCUUUGAAAAAGUACGGAAAUUCCGGGCCCACGUGGAGGACAGCGAUUUGAUUUAUAAACUCUACGUUGUUCAGACUGUCAUCAAAACUGUAAAAUUCAUAUUUAUUCUCUGCUACACAGCAAAUUUUGUCAAUGAAAUCAGCUUUGAGCAUAUUUGCAUGCCCAAAGUGGAACAUCUGACUGGCUACCAAGAAUUUGAAUGCACCCACAAUAUGGCUUACAUGUUAAAAAAGUUGCUUAUUAGUUAUAUUUCUCUCAUCUGUGUCUAUGGUUUUGUCUGUCUGUACACUCUCUUCUGGUUGUUUCGGUUACCCCUCAAGGAGUACUCUUUUGAAAAAGUUAGAGAGGAGAGCAGUUUCAGCGAUAUUCCAGAUGUUAAAAAUGAUUUUGCUUUUCUCUUGCACAUGGUUGACCAGUACGAUCAGCUAUACUCCAAGAGGUUUGGUGUAUUUCUGUCAGAGGUCAGUGAAAAUAAACUGAGGGAAAUAAGUUUGAACCACGAAUGGACUUUUGAGAAAUUGAGGCAACACGUUUCUCGCAAUGCUCAGGAUAAGCAAGAAUUACAUCUUUUCAUGCUAUCGGGAGUCCCGGAUGCGGUUUUUGACUUGACAGAUUUAGAUGUGUUAAAGCUUGAGCUGAUUCCUGAAGCAAAAAUCCCUGCUAAAAUAUCCCAGAUGACUAACCUUCAAGAGCUACAUCUCUAUCAUUGCCCUGCCAAGGUGGAGCAGACAGCCUUCAGUUUUCUUCGGGACCACCUGAGAUGCCUGCAUGUGAAAUUUACUGAUGUUGCAGAGAUACCAGCUUGGGUAUACUUACUUAAAAAUCUCCGAGAGUUGUAUUUGGUAGGCAACUUGAAUUCUGAAAACAAUAAAAUGAUAGGACUUGAAUCGCUUAGAGAAUUAAGGCACCUUAAGAUUCUCUAUGUGAAAAGCAAUUUGACCAAAAUUCCAUCUAACAUCACAGAUGUAGCACCACAUCUAACCAAGCUGGUCAUUCACAAUGAUGGUACCAAGCUUUUUGUACUGAAUAGCCUUAAGAAAAUGAUGAAUGUAGCAGAAUUAGAGCUGCAGAACUGUGAACUGGAACGUAUUCCCCAUGCCAUUUUUAGUCUCACUAACUUGCAGGAACUAGACCUAAAGUCAAACAGUAUACGCACAAUUGAAGAAGUCAUCAGCUUCCAACAUUUAAAAAGACUAACUUGUCUGAAAUUGUGGCACAAUAAAAUAGUUAACAUUCCUUCUUCCAUUACCCAUGUUAAAAACUUGGAGUCGCUUUAUCUCUCCAAUAAUAAACUCGAAUCCUUACCUGUUGCAGUAUUCAGUUUACAAAAACUCAGAUGCUUGGAUGUAAGCUACAACUCCAUCGCGGUGAUUCCUGUGGAAAUAGGGUUGCUUCAAAAUCUCCAGCACUUGCAUAUCACAGGAAAUAAAGUGGAAGUUUUGCCAAAACAACUGUUUAAGUGCUCCAAGUUGAGAACUUUGAGUUUGGGACAAAAUUGCAUCACCUCAAUUCCAGAAAAAAUUGGCCAGCUGUUGCAACUAACUAACUUAGAGCUGAAGGGGAACUGUUUAGAUCGUCUACCAGCUACUUUGGGUCAGUGUCGGCUUCUCAGGAAAAGUGGACUAAUUGUAGAAGAUCAUCUUUUUGAUACAUUGUCCUCAGAAGUGAAAGAAGCAUUGAAUCAAGAUACAAGCAUUCCCUUUGCUAAUGGGAUUUAAACAGAGCACACUAAUAAAAUGUCGUGUUGAAAAUUUGGAACUUUUUUCUUUUUUGUAAGAAAGGACUGUUAAGCCCGGUAGAAUCUCCUUUGGUGUUUGUAGUAUUUUUAAACAUCACUUCCAAAAUUUUGGGAUGGCAAAGAAGGGUUGGGGAAUCGUUAAAACAAUCUUGAUUUUUGUUUCCCUUAUGUUUGUAACAUGGAUGCUGCCGCUUUUGAAUGUUUACAAAUUGCUUGCCUGCUUAACGUACAUGAUUAAAUUGGUGACCUUUUCUUACUAUAAAUAAUUUCAAACGGCUCUGUUCAUUUAGCGUUGUGUUAAAGGCCAGAUAUUUCUUUACUUUAUAAAUUUGGAGUGAUAAUUCAAGCAAGUAUUAUUCUUAUUGAUCAACAAGGAAAAUUUAUAGAUAAUUCAAUAGUAAGUAAUUCAAUUUAGUUUUCAUCUGCCCUCAAUAGGUAAUUAGUAGAGACUAAAAGAAUUGUUUUCAUUUACCAUCCUUCACUUUGAAAAAAUACUAAAAUGUCCUAAUCUUUCUCUGCUAAAUGCCUCUUAGACUAUUUAAAAUAGAUGUUUCUUGUUUUAGGGAUAUCAUUACACAUGAAAAGUUUUUUUAAAAUUGCCUUAGCUUUUGUUCUAAGUCAGGAAAUAGAAAUGACUUGUAAAAAAAUUUAAAAUCCAGAAAAUCUUUAAAAAGAAGUGAAACAAAUUGCAUAAUGGUUAAAGUAAACCAGUAAGGCUUGACUAGGCCAGUGGCAGAUAAUAUUUAUGCUCUGCAGUGCUAGCAGCGUGUGGAAGAAUUCUUGCUUUAUCAAAUGAUACAGAAUGUACGUCAUCAAGAAGCGCGCUUCGAGUGUCUUUGCAAAACAACGUGGAAUUUCUUCAAAGCAGGCAGUUGUGCAUUGGUAGCCCUGGUUUCUCCCUCUUUAACCCCUCAGGUAGAAAUCAGUAUGAAUGAACUCAACAUUCUGCCCAACCACACGGAGAAAGCAUUUUCAGCCAGCAGAAUAUGGUUGCCAUAGUAGUUUAGAUAUAAAAGCCACUUUGGCACAGGUACCAAGGGCAAAGAAAUCACAGAGGUUCCUGGUUAAAUGAGUUUGUCUUCCAUUCUACUCCCUAUUAUAGGAGUAUCCAACCUUAGCAACUUUAAAACCGGUAGACUUCAACAAGUUGUGGGCUGGCUGGGGAAUUCUGGGAGUUGAAGUUUACCCGUCUUAAAGUUGCCAAGGUUGGACACCCCUGCCGUAAAACAAAUAUACCUGCAAUAUAAAUACUGCUGAUUUGUCCAUUUACAAUAUGGCAACAAAGACAGCUGGACCUGCAGAAGAAAGAGGAUGCUUGGGAGAAAGCGAAUCAAAAGACACUGACUUAUCCUGUGAUAAUUCAAAUCUAAUUGAGGAAGCAAAUCCCUUUAUCGGAAUAGAAGGAAUCAUCUGGGAAAAGACAUGCUAUGAAAAUAAGGGAUGCCGGAGCACAUGCCUGAUGAUAAUGAGCUUGCAUUUCAAUACAUAGAGAUGUGAACAUGGGCAUUGCAUUUUCAGUGGCGCUCAGAAACACCUUUGCACAUCUGGACCACAGCCACCAUCACAAAAGGGGGGGGGGAAAGCUACAUCAGUUAAAGAGCAGCUCUCUGAUCAGCAGCAGCCAAAUCAGAUGCAGCGUUAGCGCUCAAACUCAAUCCGUGCUUGGCUUGUUUACUACUUCAGUUGUUGUCUUAUGUAAGCUGGUCAGUUACCA